Cariama cristata (Red-legged seriema) is the source of this 1560-nucleotide messenger RNA. It is a transcript of the gene GFI1B, whose product is annotated as growth factor independent 1B transcription repressor. The transcript has 7 exons. Lineage: Eukaryota; Metazoa; Chordata; Aves; Cariamiformes; Cariamidae. The record is from RefSeq and is a predicted model, not a curated record. Bases 69 to 1076 code for a protein of 335 amino acids. Gene Ontology annotation, molecular function: DNA-binding transcription factor activity; RNA polymerase II cis-regulatory region sequence-specific DNA binding. Gene Ontology annotation, biological process: regulation of transcription by RNA polymerase II.
GCUUGUCUGGGGAGAUUUCAAGGCGAAUCCAGUAAAGCAAAGUCCCCCAAACAGGCAGUGAAUGGAAAAUGCCACGUUCCUUUUUGGUGAAGAGCAAAAAGGCUCAUACCUAUCAUCAACACCGCUUUGUGGAAGAUGACCUGCCUAUACUCACGUGGGAUCCAAUAACCUCUCCCUUCACUGCCAUAGGAGACAAGACACCAGAGGACAUCAAGAAACAGGACGUAGAAUGCGUGGUUCCAAAACAAGAAAAGAACCCUUCUGAACUGAAAGAAGAAAGUGUCCCUGUCCAGUACCUGAGCAGGAUGCUGCCAGGCCCUUCAGCUCAAGAGAUGGCCAUCCCAGGUCUGCAGAUCAAAGACUGCACUAACACGACAAGCACCCCUGCUUUCUACAAAACCAGCUUUUCUUGGGAUGCUUUCCAUUUGCCAUACAGCUACCGACAGAUGUCUUCCACCAUGCAGUCAGCCCUAUUGGAUCACCCCGUCAGCCUGUACGGAAGCCACCUCCUGCCAAGUGCUGAGCCCCCUCUAGAUUACAGCAUGCAUUACUCCUCAGACAUGGAGACCUACCACUGCGUCAAGUGCAACAAGGUAUUCUCCACUCCCCAUGGACUCGAGGUCCAUGUCCGAAGGUCUCAUAGUGGGACCCGUCCCUUUGCUUGUGAAGUAUGUGGCAAAACCUUUGGACACGCUGUAAGCCUGGAGCAGCACACCAAUAUUCACUCCCAGGAAAGAAGUUUUGAGUGCAAGAUGUGUGGGAAGACAUUCAAACGUUCCUCCACCCUCUCCACUCAUCUGCUGAUCCAUUCAGACACACGGCCCUAUCCCUGCCAAUACUGUGGCAAGCGCUUCCACCAGAAGUCAGAUAUGAAGAAACACACUUACAUCCACACUGGGGAGAAGCCCCACAAAUGCCAGGUAUGUGGCAAAGCCUUCAGCCAGAGCUCCAACCUCAUCACUCACAGCCGCAAGCACACUGGCUUCAAGCCCUUCAGCUGUGAGCUCUGUGCCAAGGGCUUCCAGCGCAAGGUGGAUCUACGGAGGCACCGAGAGACCCAACACAGUCUCAAGUGAGGGAUGGCUCCAGGUCUUUGCUGGAGCUCCCACUGACAGUGCAUGCUCCAGGGAAGAAGACUCUCCCCAGCAUCUCCAUCCAGCGUGGGGCUGCCUACCUCAUAAAGCUCAUCUGGCAUCCUAUGUUUCCCAGGGGACUGGCAAAGCCAUGUCAUCAGCUUUGGUGUUCUGGCACCCCAGGGCUUUGCACGUCCCAGUAGGUGGCAAAGAAACCUAUGGGAGCUCUUGCUUUUCAAUUACAGCAGGUACCAACCCAGAUCUGACAUCACCUGCUUAAGUGCAAAUCCAGAGUAAUUCCUCCAAGGUCAGUAUUACUCUGGAUUUACACCAUGUGCAGAAUCCAGUUCAUCAGCCUGAGCAGCAGUGAGGUGGGAAGUCCUGGGCUGGCAGCAGCAGCAAUCUGUGCCAAGCUAGUGCUGUAACCAUGUUCUGCUUUGAUGGUUAGGAAGAUAAGGCUAGGACAUGCAAAUAAGGCUGCAUCCAG